AUGAAUUAGUAAAAUCUUAAAUUAUGCUCUGAAAUAAUUGAUGAUAAAUACAUAAAAAUAGCUUCAAAUUCUUUAAAUGCAAGGGAGAAAUUAUUUAAAUUAUUGUUAUCUUAACGAUAAAUACCUGAAGAAGGUUUUGAUGAUUUAACAAUUGAAUAUUUACUAAAUAUAUUUGCUACAAUGGAUACAAAUAAUUUUGUUAAUAAAGUAGGAGUUGGAGAAAGAGAAAGUAGAAUUUACUCUUCUCUUGUAUAAAAAAGAAAUUAUUAUAUGGGACAUGGAAUAGGAAGAUCAGGAGAUCUUGUUGCUAGUCAACCUAAAGCUGCAGGAUCAUCUUUAAUUGCUAAAUUAACAAAGCACUUAGCUAAAGAUGCACUUAAAUUAAGUAAUUAUUAAAUCAAUGAAUUAUUAAUUGUCCCUGUUGCUACAGGUAUGGCUUUAUCACUUUGUUUAUUAACAUUAAAAUCUCUAAAGCCUCAAGCAAAAUAUGUUUUAUGGCCAAGGAUUGAUUAAAAAACAUGUUUAAAAUGCAUAUAAACUGCUAAUCUUAUUCCUAUAGUUAUUGAUACUAAAAUCUAAGAUCAUGUUGUUACUACUAACUUAGAAAUUUUAAUAUAAAAAAUUCAUGAAAUUCAACCAGAUAAUAUUUUAUGUGUAUUAAGCACUACUAGUUGUUUUGCACCUAGAAUCCCUGACAAUAUUGAAGAAAUUGCUAAAAUUUGUAAAUAAUUUUCUAUCAAUCAUGUUGUUAAUAAUGCUUAUGGUAUUUAAUGCAACAAAAUAGCUAAUUCAAUUAAUUUAGGAUUAGCAUAAGGAACUGUUAAUUUAAUUGUUUCAAGCUUAGAUAAAAACUUUAUGGUUCCUGUUGGAGGAGCUUUGAUAUAUGGUAAUGAUAAAUAACUCAUCAAAUUAAUUAGUGAAAUAUAUCCUGGUAGAGCAAGUGCAGCUCCUAUUUUAGAUUUAUUUAUUACUUUUUUAUCCAUGGGUAAAUAGGGUUAUUUAAAAUUAUAAAAGGAAAGAGUGGAAAAUUAUCAAUACUUUAAAGAGAAACUUUAAAUAGUUACAUAAAAAGUAUCUGAACAAAUUCUUGAUACACAUAAAAAUAGUAUUUCUAUUGGUAUAAGUUUAAAAAACCUUAAAAUUGACAUGAAUAAUUUAGAGGAAAAAAAUUAAGCUACAAAAUUAGGAGCAAUUUUAUAUUCAAAAAAAGUGAUGGGAUCAAGGGUAAUUACAAAUAAAAAAAAUAAAGUAGUCUGUGGCAUAGAAUUUAAAAAUUAUGGAAGUAAUUGUGGUAUAAAUUAUUUAUUUAUCUAAUUUUAGACAAUUAUUUCACUCCUUAUAUUACUGUAGCAUGUGCUUUAGGAAUCACGAAAUAAGAAAUUGAUACAUUUAUUUAAGAAUUUGAAAAAGCUUACACUUAAAAUACAUGA
This is a messenger RNA of Paramecium sonneborni, 1430 nucleotides long. Lineage: Eukaryota; Ciliophora; Oligohymenophorea; Peniculida; Parameciidae. The record is from the annotation of a GenBank genome assembly.